Molecule: messenger RNA, 640 nt
Organism: Papilio polytes (common Mormon)
Lineage: Eukaryota; Metazoa; Arthropoda; Insecta; Lepidoptera; Papilionidae
Product: prefoldin subunit 1
Exons: 1
Coding region: 129-524 (131 amino acids)
Biological process (GO): protein folding
Cellular component (GO): cytoplasm; prefoldin complex
Molecular function (GO): protein folding chaperone
Source: RefSeq, a predicted model, not a curated record
GCUGCCAUUGACAAUAUAAUUUCUUUUUUCAUCUCUCUUGACUUUUGAUUUUGACUGUGAAAAGUAGAAAAUAACCUCUGUCGUUACAUAUUUCCUUUGAAUUUGAUAGAAAAUUACUAAAACAUAAUAUGGCUAGACUUGUGGAUUUAGAAUUAAAAAAAGCUUUUGCGGAACUACAAGUAAAAAUGGUCGAAACUAGAAAAAAAAUAACCAUAAUCGACACUCAAAUUGAGGCCUUGGAUAAAGUAUUGAAGUUUAUAGAAUCUACGCAACAAGAGUUAAAUGUUCUGCCAAAUGAUACCAAAACUUAUAUACCUGUGAGCAGAAUGUUCCUUCAGGCGGAUUUAGGAGAAUUAAAGGAAAAUAUCGAAGAACGUGUAUCUAUGCUCCAAAAACGUAUCACUGAGUUAGAGAACAAAAAGGAGUACUUGGUACGAAAACUGAGAGAAAGUGAAGACAACAUCAGAGAAAUGGUUCAGCAAAAGAAAGGACAGAUUCUUGCUGAUGAGGAUAAAGCUAAUUAAAUUAAAAUUAAUGUUUUCUUCAUACAUCACAAUUGUCGUUUAAAAUUCUAAGGAGGUUGUUUUUAAACAUUAUUAAUUAUAAUGUAACUUGAAUACUAUUAUAUAAUUAAUUUUAA